Messenger RNA from Protopolystoma xenopodis, 1113 nucleotides. Lineage: Eukaryota; Metazoa; Platyhelminthes; Monogenea; Polystomatidea; Polystomatidae. The record is from the annotation of a GenBank genome assembly.
GCUAAAGACAUUCAGUUAACCGAACAAGCAGAAGCCUAUCGACGCUAUGAGGCUCGCGAGGCGGAGUAUCGUUCUACGGAAGCGAGUAGAAUAGCAAUCCAUGUUAAUGAGGCCUUGAGAACAGAAAAACUGUCAUGGGAGGAAACAGAAGCGAUUAAAUGGAGCAAUGAGCUGGCUCAACUGCGCGAAGAGGCGUGCGGAGUGAUUACUUCCCUUAGGGAAGAAAUACACGAGGAACGGGAAACUGUUAAACUACUAGAGGAAUCAAACCAACGCUUGAGACAAAUCUUGGCAAGUUUUGAGGAAAAGCAGAAGGACAUACUGGAGAAAGCCGUCGAAACAGGAAUAGCUCGCGUGAAAGACGAAAUUGACCAGAGACACCAGCGUGAGGAGAAUGAGUUGCUACAAGAAAUACAAGAAAAAACAACUCAAAUAGAUGAAUUUACUGAGAGAAGGAUUGAAUCCCUCAGCGAAUAUCUACUCCAUGCUCUUUGUCGGCGCACUCGCCUAUGCAGUCUUUGCCCGUACGAUACCUCAAAGUGCUUGCGGUCGGAUUGGGACAAGAAGAAUGGGCCUAAGGCUAACCGAAUGAAUAUUUCGAGUACAUGGCUUACCGUAGAAAAGGGCCAACGAAUGAAGCGAAAGCUAGAAGAAUCAAAACGAGAAGAAGAGUCACGAGUCGAAGAGGAUGAUAUGGAAUUAAGUCAUUUAACUUGGCAGCCCCACGCCACUACGCUGACGGAGGUGCCACAGACCAGUCGGGUUUCAUUAUGCCGAUAUUCUGAGGUUAAUUUGAAUCAGCGAGUUCGGCCUCUUGACCAUUGGCGUGCCACGUCCCUGGUGAUAUCACCAACAACUGCCACGACGACCACUACCACAACAACAUCUGAGGUAGAAGAAGAGGAGGGGGAAUACUUAGCAGAACAAUCAAAUUUCGCCGGUGAGCCAACAGAACAGGCUGAGGCGAUGACGUACCGUAAGGGGUCAAUGAACCAAUCUGGCCUAAGGCGGAGUUCGACGGAAUCCAGUCGUAGCCCUGCAAGAAAAGGGUCAUGUCGGCCUACAGUAGCCGACGGCUGGAAGAUGCAAGAAAGCAGGCAAACUGUCUUGUAG